AACCGGCGGGAGCGCACAUUCGUCGGCAGUGUCUGUGCGACCUGUGAUGAACCUCUCGAACAUAUCCUGCGCGGAGAGGCGAUUCUGCAGUUGACGUGCGGGCACAUCUCUCAUGAGGCCUGCCUGCACGAAUAUGUCCGUGACGGCCAUAGUGCUGUCUGUCCGACGUGCGAAGCGCCGCUGGAUUUCGAUACCAGCCGUGGCGGUAAGGUUGACUAUGACAGCCUACGCAAGCUCAUACGUGCGACACAAGACACAAUCGAUCAACGACGAAGCAGUCGUCCAACUCAAGCGCAGUCAACCACCUCGUCCGUUAGCUACACAGCAGAGAACGCGGCCGAGGUUCUACCCGAGGCAGUGUCGGACCGGAGGUCCGACGGCUCGACCACCAGGAGUCUGUUGGUGAACGGCGAGGAUGCCGCCCAGUCCCAAGAUGGCAUGAAUAUGCACAGUAGGAAUGUCAGCAGUAUUGGCUCCCAUGGCUCCACAGAACCGAAACAGCGACGUGCGGAUGCCCGCAGCGAUCACGAGCUGCCAGCGGUAGAAUUGCCGUCUGACGGUCGAAACGACUUGGACAGAUUCCCUGUUCAGGAACCGACAAUAGUGAUGCGCAGCGAAUUUCCUUCCAUCACUAAAUCACGAUACCAACAAAGCCUCACGUGCAUGGUCACGAUAGAGGUUGCAGAGAGCAGCUGGCCUACCUUGCCAGAUUCAAACCUCAUCUCGCCAUCAAUUCAAGCGAAGCAGGAACAGCUUUCAUUACAGCCAAGUCCAAUGCCUAAUCUACCCGCGCACACCCCCAGCGUGCAAGAAGGCAUCGAGGAUCUCGAAAGGGCUCGCGAAGAGCUUUUCCAGCGCGUUGACGAUUGGCACGGACUAGAUCCGAACAACUUCGGCAAGCUGAAGCUGCGUGGAUCAGCAAUCAAAGUUGGCAAGGAUCGCAAAGUUUGGCAAGAGCUUGACUGUUACCUCUUCUCCGAGAUGCUCAUCUGCGUCAAGGAGAAAAAGGUUUCCGCGAGUGCAUGCCAUGUCUGGGAUGGUCUAGAGCAAUCUGCGCCCGCCGCUCGCUGGGUGCUCAAGGGCUCAAUUCUGAUCAAGAAGCAUCUGGAGGAAGUGGCAGCGGUUCCCGAUCAUGACAUUCUGACGUUAGGCCUGUCCGUGCCCCAACUUCCCGCCUUUCACCUACUGUUCGCGUCGCGUGCGGAUCUUGAAAUAUGGAGUCAAGCUCUCAAUAGCAUCGAUUGGGAAGCACGCUUCUCCUUGAGCAAAAUGGAUCUGGACGAGAUCAUUUCCGAGAUCGAGAAUAACGCUACAAAGCAUCAUGCAGAAACGCCACAGCAGACGACGGCGAACUCGCCGGUCGAGGAAGUGCCUCUGAAAUUGAAGUCACCGCCUCUCGAGACAGCUGUUGGUGCUCAUAAAGCACUCGUAUCUAUGCGCCCUCUUCAUAGUCCCAUGGACAUUGUUGUUGUCUUUCCAAUCUCCUCUGCCGCGCACGGGUUCAAGGCGGACAUCUUACGGGAUUCUCUACGCUUCCUGUUGUCCUUGCUCGGCGAUCGGGACAGGUUGGCUAUCAUAACAGUCGGCGACGACAGCGGUAGCAAAAUUCUCGCACCGCUGACCACCAAGUAUUCCGCCAGCUGGUCAUCAAAGCUGGGCCAAAUCCAACCACUGGAGCAACAGGACACAGUACCAGAUAUCAUAGAGGGUGCAAACGCUGCCGUCGAUAUUCUCAUGCGUCGACGCUUGUCUAAUCCAAUUGCUCAGGUCUUUCUCCUGAGCGACGUAGGAUCAGCCGCAGCCGAAACCAGCAUCGACUUGUUAACGGCACGGGCUGACACUGGCAACAUUGGCAUCUACACCUUUGGUCUUGGCGUCACGCAUACACCAGACGCUCUGCUCCGGGUCUCAGAGCGGACGAGAGCGAGCUAUACUUACGUGAAAGAAUGGCAUAUGCUCCGCGACUGUCUCGCUGGUUGUGUAGGCUCAUUGCAAAGCAUCUCACACCAAAAUGUCAAGCUUCGCCUGCGCCUACCCGAUGGCUCGCCUGCAAAAUUUGUCAAAGUUAGCGGAGCGCUUGAGUCAGCCAAGAACGUGCCCGGGAGAUCGGUUGAGGUGGCACUUGGCGAUCUUCGCUAUGGAGAUCGACGCAAUGUAUUGGUGCAACUCAUCAUUCAGCCAGAACGCAUCACUGAAGCCGUCCUUUCAGAUCAUUUCGAGAGCAUGGUGUCAAAUCUACCAGGCAUGAGCCCGAUUGAGCCUCCUGAAAAUCGCUCGGCACUCGCAGAGGAAGUCCUUCUACUAGAAGCUGAUUUAGAUUGGGGUGAUCUGACACGUGAUGGGAGCCGAGUGCAACUUCCGGAACACUCGACCCUAGCUGUCAAUCGACUUCCUUCAUCCCCAUUCCAUGAGUUUCACUUGCCGAACCGCCCAAGAACACCAUCAACACCACCUCACCCAUACAUUGUUCAACGGCGUCUCGAACUUCUGACUUCAGACAUGCUCUCGCGUGCACUGCAGCUCAUCGAUCAAGGCCAGAGUGCCAGAGCCACUCACCUGCUGUCCGAAACUAGGACCAUUCUUCAAGGCCUUGGAAAGGUCAACAUUUCUUCUCUUCCAUCUCCUCCGCCAUCUGUCGCACUACCACCCACUCCGAAGACUCCCACCAAGGGCAGCCCGAUCAUAGCUCCUCUGAGCGCGCCUUCUGUUUCGUUCGAUCCGGCGAUGAUGGCAAUCCUUGACUCUGAGCUAAAUUCCAACUUGGACUGGAUUGCUCACCCGGACAUUUUUGCACGAGACCCUCGCAAGGCUAUUUUGCAAUCCAUCGGUGUCAUCAGCACACAGCGAGGUUUCACAUUACGUACACCUACCGAAGCACUAUGUGCAGCUCGCAUUUCUGGCGUUCAGCACGCGUUGAAGCAAAGUCGGGCAUGG
Molecule: messenger RNA, 2934 nt
Organism: Dissoconium aciculare CBS 342.82
Lineage: Eukaryota; Fungi; Ascomycota; Dothideomycetes; Mycosphaerellales; Dissoconiaceae
Exons: 2
Source: RefSeq, a predicted model, not a curated record